Molecule: messenger RNA, 2216 nt
Organism: Caenorhabditis auriculariae
Lineage: Eukaryota; Metazoa; Nematoda; Chromadorea; Rhabditida; Rhabditidae
Source: the annotation of a GenBank genome assembly
AUGGUGGCGGCGAGUCUACUGCACUCGGAAGAGUCGGACGACGACGUCCCAGACCUCGACCUGCCUGGUUCGACCCGUCGUCGGCAGUUCUUCAACAAGUUUGUUGUUGUUUCUCGCUUUCUGAGAUAUUCUACAAGUUGAGAUCAUCCUCCUCGGCUCGCUCGGUCCAAGACUUGCUCAGCGAGCGUCGGCGACCGAACUGCGUCAAAAUGGCGGCGUUUCUCGCUUUGGCAGUCGCCAUUUGUCUCGUCUACACCGUCUACAAGACUUAUGGCGAGCUCGACCUUCUCCGACGUCAACUCCGAGGUUUUGUCGUCAAUAUUUAUUGCUUAACUGCUCUUUGAAAAAAUACAUAAUAUUGGGAGUUGAAUUUUGGCUCUAUUUUGACUCUAGGUCGUAGAAUGAUGCUCCGAGAUCUUCAUGAAAACUAGAAUUUGAAGCUGAUUUUUCUGCGAACUUUGAUUUUUCAGAAGUCUCAAUGAAAAGGAGAACUUAUAGUUCAUUCUGACUAGCUUGCAGAAGCUCAAGCUGAAGCUUCGGGUUGGAAGAAGCUGGAGCAGGAGGUUCGGCGCGUGACGAUGCAGUUUGAUUUGGUGCGCGAGGCGGCGAACGAGACGACGAGGCCGGUCACCGACUACGUCUACGAUCGUCUCGCUAACCUUUCCGCGGCUGUAGACGUCGCUGUUCAUGAUCUCCGCAAAGUCAGUGUCACCUUUGAUUUAACGUGGGAAAGUUGAGAACUCAAUCAAUCCAGGAGGAGAGUUCGACUUUAAAAAGGCUAUAAUACCAGUUUGAGCUUCAGGGAGAUAGUCAUAAAAUAAUAAAUUUAUUUUUUAACCGGUGGAGGUAGUGAUGACUUCAAUCAGAACGACAUGGUAGGAAAGCUGACGGCUUUCAAAAAUUGUCUGCCUUUAUCAACUUCUAAAUGUUUUGAUAAUCUUCGAAGAAUCGAAAUCUGAUUCUUAAACAAAUCCUGGGAAGUUGUUCAAUCAGAAGAAGCUUGGAAGGUGUAUGGAAGCUAGAAGGUCUUGAGAAAGCCUUUGGAAGAAGUUCGGAAGGUACUUGGAAGGUGAAAAUUGAAAAUGCCUGCUGGAAAGCUUCUGAAAGGCUUCUGGCAGGCUUUUUUUCUAUGUGCGUUCGACGAUUUGCUGGAAAGCUUCCAAACGCAUUCCCACGAACCGAAAGUAGAAGCUUCCAACUUUUACCUGAGUUAAAAGUCUACCGACAAAAACCUCUAAUUUUCUAGUCUAAUAGUACCAAUACCCAAUGAACUUUGGAAACAUUCGGAAAAUCUCAGCGCUGAGCUAUCCCAUAUAAACUUUUCAUGUGCGUCUCAAGAGAAUCUUCCCUGAAAUAUGGGCAUGGGAAAAAAUAGAUGGACCCAUUGAAACAUACGGCCGUCUUUUUUCGCAUCAUACGCGCUAUUUGGCAAAGAAGUUCUUCGGACUUCGGAAAGCGAGUUUAUAGAAACGAGUGGCUGAAAAUAGCCAAUUGGUCUUUUCACCAAAUUUUUUGUUUUGCGACAGAAGUUUCGGUCAUUUAAAAAGCAAAAUAAAAGAGAAGUUGCUCUCGUAGGAUUAGAGAUCAAGAUUGUGCCAAACAGUCGCUACUAAAACAAAAUUUUCCACUUCUCUUCAAAGCCGCGGACUCAUCCGCAUCGAAGCUUAAUCGCAAAAAACAAAGCUUUUCUUCAGCGCGAUAAUUAAAUGCGGACGAGCUGCCGACGGAUUGAAGUACGACGGAGCAUAAUUAGCAUAUCCUGCAGCGAAAUCUCGAGUGGUGUACAUAAUUAAAGUCUUUUCGAGCAGAAGGAAUCUUUAAGAAUUGAGUUAGCGAAGGCAAAAAAGCACGUCAAACAGCGUAAAGCCCUUGAAAAUCUUGUUUUGACUCCGAAACCAGCAUCUUUUGCGGGGAGAUUCUGCCUUCCGAGUAAACACUAAAGAUGUGCUAAAACUACUCAAGUGGUCACUGAGAGGCUUAGAGCAGUCCGGAACACUUUUUCCGUAUAAAUUCUAAAACUUUAGACCACCGGCGCCGUCGACGACGUGAUGCAUCGGAUGUCGCGAGUGGAGUCAAAGUGUCUGGCCGUUUGCCAAGACGCCGGCGGCGAGGCCUCCAGAAGCAGUCGGGAGCAGCCUCGACGUCGUCAGGCCGAAAAGAAGACGUCGCGUGUGGCCGUCGGCGACGACGUCGUUUUCAAACGCAACGAGCCGUGA